CGUCCCGCCUCGAAAUACAGCCAAAACAUUCACAAGCAACCAGAGAGAGAGUCCCACACCCAAAACCAACACAUUCACAAAUCUCAUUCUUCAUCUUCUUCUUCUUCUUCUUCUUCUUCUCACAAACUCUUCAAUUUCUCUGAUUUCAAUUCAACAACAACCGCCUCCGAAUUCUCCAUUCACCAUUUCGAUGCUUCUUCAAAACCACCGUUUCUUGACACCGCACAACGAUGACGAGCCUGAAAAACCACUCCACUUUUUUCGGGACUAAGCUUCAUGCUUCUUUCGAAACCAACAGGAACAACCCUUUUCAUUUCCAGAAAAGAAGGUUGCAAAAAAAGGGUCUUUUUUGCAGUUGCAGCACAAAACGUUGUCGUCUGGUAAGCCAAGCGUUACGGUUUUCGCAUUUUUCUGGCCAAAAUGUAGAAUUCUUGAGGAAAGACCAAAUUUUGAGAAGUGGGUCGAGGUUAAAAUGUGCAAAGGAAAAGGAACCCAUUUUUACAAGAGAGGCUUUGGUUAGUUAUUUGACCCCUUUGUGGAAAGAGGGUCUUCUUUUGAUAAGGGCUUCUGUUUACACUGCUGUUUUGUGUGGAGUUUGCAUGUUAGUGUGGUAUGGUCAGAAUAAGGUUAAGGGUUAUGUUGAAACCAAUUUGCUGCCUUCUGCUUGUGAAGCAAUUAGUGAGUAUAUUCAGCGUGACCUUGUGUUUGGUAAGGUUCGACGAGUCUCGCCGUUGAGUAUUACGUUGGAGUCCUGCUCGUUUGGGCCGCAUAAGGAGGAGUUUUCGUGUGGGGAGGUUCCUACGGUUAAGCUUCGUCUUAGGCCUUUCGCGAGUUUGAGGACGGGGAAGUUGGUGAUUGAUGCGGUUUUGUCGAAUCCGAGUGUUUUGGUUGUGCAGAAGAAGGAUUAUACUUGGUUGGGGAUACCGUUCAAUGAAGGCGGCAGAGAGAGGCACUAUUCGACUGAGGAAGGGAUAGAUCAUCGUACUAGAACGCGGAGGCUUGCGCGAGAGGAAGGUGUUGGGCGGUGGGAAAGAGCAAGGGAUGAUGAAGCUCGGGAAGCUGCUGAGGCGGGUUUCUUUGUUUCUGAGCGGAGUUGUUGUCCAUCCGGAGGUGAGGGUUUAAAGGAGGUCGAAAGUUGUUCAGCCGAGUUAACUGAUACCACACCCUUUUUCUGCACGAAUGGUGGGAAGCAUGAUCAUCGGUUUAUGGACACAGGUGUUGAUUAUGAUGUGAAACAUUCCUAUUUGGAAAAAUCAUUUGGAGUGAGAUUUCCUGUUUCUGGACUUCGAUUUUGGUCCAGAGUAAUAUCAGGGCGUAAGAGACACAAAUUUAAGAGGAAAGCUAAUGGGAGUGACAUCUAUGCAUCUGGUGUUGCUAUGAAAAAAAGAAUAUUUGAUCGUAGUGCUUCAGCAGCUCGCACAUACUUUGAUGAUCAAUCAAAUGGAAAGUUUGGAGAGCCUGCAUCACCUUCUCAAUGUUUUCAUUUUAUGAAUCAUGACAUGCAUGUGGUGAAAAGUGAGUUUGACAAAAAUGCAAAUUCUGUUACGGUUGGUGAUGAAAAUAGAAGUGAUGAUAACCAAAUUGCUGCACAAAUUAGAGAUAUGAGAAUCUGGCCCUCCUUGGUAAAUGAAAAUGACAGAGCUCAUUCAGGUUAUGGCAAAUUUGUCUCUGAUCCUACUUUACAGACAAGAGAGAGUGAACUUGAAAAUUUGCAAUCCAGUGAGGAAGUUGCAGAACCUGCCAAUGGUAAUAGUAGUACAGAGAAAAAUGAAGAGUUGGUACCUCCUGUUGAAGACAAUCAUUUUGAGGAUGAAGAUUUUUCUGGGGGCCAACCAGGUUUAACAUCUGAAGAUUUUGAUUUUGUGAAGCCUAAGCCUCGAUUGGCAGCUGAUUUUAAAAUUCCAUUUGAGCCCUUGAUUGAGAAAUUUGGCUUAACCUCCUCUUUAAGAAAUUUUGAGCAGCUGAUAUCUUCCUUUCUUUCUGGUCCCAUUGAAAAGUUGAAGUUGGAUGUGGGUCUGAAAGUUGAAGAUCUUGUAGCAGAACAUGUUGAUGGGGUUGAUUUUGUGCAGUCUGAAGGCAUUAAUAAGAUGCUUCCUGUAACAUUGGAUUCUGUUCAUUUCAGAGGUGCAACGGUGAUGCUACUUGCAUAUGGUGACAGGGAAGUUAGGGAGAUGGAGAAUGUAAAUGGGCAUGUAAAGUUCCAAAAUCACUAUAGUCGCAUACAUGUGCAUCUUAGUGGAAAUUGUAAUACUUGGAGAUCGGAUAUUAUAUCUGAAGAUGGGGGCUGGUUGUCUGCUAAUAUUUUUGUUGAUACUCUUGAGCAGAAUUGGCAUGCUAAUUUAAAAGUUGACAAUCUUUUUGUCCCGCUGUUUGAAAGGAUCUUAGAAAUUCCAAUUACGUGGUCUAAAGGGAGGGCUAGUGGCGAGGUCCACUUGUGCAUGUCAAAGGGGGAAACUUUUCCAAAUUUUCAUGGACAGCUUGAUGUGACAGGGUUGGAUUUUCAACUAUUGGAUGCGCCAUCAUGUUUUUCUAAAAUAUCAGUGAGUUUAUGUUUUCGUGGGCAAAGAAUAUUUUUACACAAUGCAAAUGGCUGGUUUGGCAGUGUUCCUCUUGAAGCAUCAGGAGACUUCGGCAUUAAUCCUGAAGAAGGAGAGUUUCAUCUUAUGUGUCAGGUUCCAGCGGUCGAAGUGAAUGCUUUGAUGAGAACUUUUAAGAUGAGACCGCUCUUAUUUCCGCUAGCUGGAUCAGUAACUGCUCUAUUCAAUUGUCAAGGCCCGCUUGAUGCUCCUGUCUUUGUAGGAACUGGAAUGGUUUCUAGGACGUUCUCUUAUUUACCAAUUGACACCGCUGCAUCUGUAUCAUCUGAAGCAGUUUCUGCAAGUAAGGAGGCUGGUGCGCUGGCAGCAUUUGAUCGCGUUCCAUUUUCUUAUGUAUCUGCCAAUUUCACUUUCAACACUGAUAACUGUGUUGCUGAUUUAUAUGGAAUUAGGGCGUGUCUUGUAGAUGGUGGUGAAAUUCGAGGGGCUGGGAAUGCAUGGAUAUGCCCCGAGGGGGAGGAGGAUGAGACAGCAAUAGACGUGAAUUUAUCUGGAAGUUUGGCCAUCGAUAACAUCUUGCCUCGUUACAUUCCAAGUAAUUUUCAUCAGAUGCCACUCAAGUUAGGGGUAUUAAAUGGAGAAACGAAACUUUCAGGAUCUCUUCUAAAACCAAGGUUUGAUAUAAAGUGGACUGCACCUAUAGCAGAAGGAUCUUUCAAUGAUGCUCGAGGAGAUAUCAUAAUCUCACAUGAUUUUAUUACUGUGAAUUCUUCCUCAGCUGCAUUUGAUCUGUAUACGAGGAUUCAAACAUCUUAUCCUGGUGAUUUCUAUCUUAAAAAUGAAGAGUUUUAUGCACCAAGAGCCAUUCCAUUUACAAUUGAUGGAGUUGAGUUGGAUUUACGUAUGCGUGGGUUUGAAUUCUUCAGUUUGGUUUCUGCGUAUACUAUGGAUUCUCCAAAGCCUUUGCAUUUGAAAGCAACUGGAAGGAUCAAGUUUCAGGGAAAGGUUUUAAAGCCUAGUGGCAGUAUCAGUGAACAAAAUUUUGAGAUGAAUAGGCAGCAUGUGCAAAUGUUGGAGAAAGGAAUCACAGAUAGUCUUGAUGGAGAGAUUUCAAUCUCUGGUCUGAAAUUGAACCAAUUGAUGCUUGCACCCCAGUUGUCUGGGUUGUUGAGAAUUUCUCCUGAGCGUAUCAAGCUGGAUGCUUCGGGUAGGCCUGAUGAAAGUCUUGUAGUGGAGUUUGUUGGGCCACUGCAACCCAGUAAUGAAGAUGGUCUGCAAACUGGAAAACUGUUGUCCAUUUCCCUACAGAAAGGGCAAUUGAGGGCUAACAUUUGUUUUCAACCAUUUCAUUCUGCUAACUUGGAGGUGCGGCAUUUUCCACUUGAUGAAUUGGAGCUUGCUUCUCUUCGGGGGACAAUACAGAGAGCAGAAUUCCAACUUAAUCUUCACAAAAGAAGAGGACAAGGUGUCCUAUCUGUACUUCGGCCAAAAUUCAGUGGUGUGCUUGGUGAAGCCCUAGAUGUUGCAGCUAGGUGGAGUGGAGAUGUUAUCACUAUUGAAAAAACUGUGUUGCAACAAAACUACAGUUGCUAUGAACUUCAAGGUGAAUACAUUUUGCCAGGCACCCGAGAUCGUAAUCCUGUUGAAAAAGAAGGAGGUGGCCUUAUGAAAAGGCUAAUGUCUGGGCAUAUUGGCAGUGCUAUUUCCUCAAUGGGCAGGUGGAGAAUGAAACUUGAAGUUUGUAAAGCCGACGUUGCUGAGAUGCUUCCUCUUGCAAGGCUUCUUUCCAGAAGCAUGGAUCCUGCUGUUCAUUCAAGAUCUAAGGAUUUCUUCGUUCAAAGUUUACACUCAGUGGGAUUAUAUACUGAAAGCCUUCAACAACUGCUUGAGAAAAUGAGAGGGCUUCAUGCUCCAUCAGAUGAUGUUGUUCUUGAAGAUGUAACGCUGCCUGGUUUAUCUGAACUGAAAGGUCACUGGCGUGGAUCUCUUGAUGCUAGCGGUGGAGGAAACGGGGACACCCUGGCAGAAUUUGACUUUCAUGGGGAGGACUGGGAGUGGGGAGACUACAAAACUCAGCGUGUGGUGGCAGUGGGUGCUUACAGUAAUGAUGAUGGGUUGCACCUGGAGAAGAUUUUUAUCCAGAAGGAUAAUGCGACCAUCCAUGCAGAUGGAACAUUGUUAGGACCUAAAACAAACCUCCACUUUGCUGUCUUAAAUUUUCCCAUCAGUCUGGUCCCCACUGUAGUUCAGGUCAUUGAAUCUACCGCAACAGAUAUUGUUCAUUCUCUGCGGCAAUUGUUAGCGCCCAUUAAGGGUAUAUUGCAUAUGGAAGGAGAUCUCAGAGGAAGUUUAGCAAAACCAGAAUGUGAUGUGCAAGUAAGGCUCUUGGAUGGUGCCAUUGGUGGUAUUGAUCUUGGGCGAGCAGAAGUUGUUGCUUCUCUAACCUCAACCAGUCGAUUUCUAUUCAAUGCAAAACUUGAACCUAUAAUCCAAAAUGGCCAUGUACUCAUUCAAGGUAGCAUUCCUGUUGCUUUUGUGCAAAAUAACACCUUACAAGAAGAUGCAGAAUUGGAUACGAGUCGAACUACCUGGGUACCUGAUUGGGUGAAGGAGAAGAAUAGAGGGACUGCUGAUGAUGCAAGUGAUAAAAAAGUUUCUAGAGAUAGAAAUGAAGAAAGUUGGAAUACUCAAUUAGCAGAAAGUCUUAAAGGUUUAAAUUGGCAAAUUUUAGAUGUUGGAGAGGUCAGGAUUGAUGCUGACAUAAAAGAUGGGGGAAUGACAUUGGUAACAGCCUUAUCUCCUCAUGCCAAUUGGCUUCAGGGCAAUGCUGAUGUCAUGCUUGAGGUCAGAGGCACAGUUGAUCAACCGGUACUUAAUGGACACGCAUCUUUCCACCGGGCAUCUAUUUCUUCACCAGUGCUCCGAAAGCCACUAACCAACUUUGGGGGAACUGUUCAUGUGAAAUCAAACAGGUUGUCCAUCACAUCACUAGAAAGUAGGGUAAGCAGAAAAGGAAAGCUCCUUGUGAAAGGGAACCUACCACUCAGAACUAGUGAAGCAGCCCCUGAUGACAAGAUUGAAUUGAAGUGUGAAGUUUUGGAAGUACGGGCCCAAAAGAUAUUAAGUGGUCAGGUUGAUUCUCAGUUGCAAAUAACUGGUUCGAUAUUGCAACCAAACAUAUCUGGGAAUAUCAAACUAAGUCACGGAGAAGCAUAUUUGCCACACGAUCGAGGUGGUGCUCAUGCUUCUAAUAGAUUCCCAUCAAAUCAAUCAGUGCUUCCUGCUGGUGGCAUUAGUAAAAUGUUUGCAUCAAGAUAUGUUUCACGAUUUUUCAGCUCAGAAUCUGCUUCUUCAAGGGCCACAAAUUCUCAAUCCUCUGGCUCUGUUAAUAAUGCAACUCAGGUUGAAAAGCAGACAGAGGAUGUGCAGAUUAAACCAGAUCUAGAAAUCUGCCUUAGUGAUUUGAAGCUUGUGCUUGGACCAGAGUUGAAGAUAGUUUAUCCUUUGAUCCUUAAUUUUGCUGUGAGUGGAGAGCUUGAGUUGAAUGGUCUUGCCCAUCCCAAAUGGAUAAAACCUAGAGGCAUACUGGCAUUUGAAAAUGGUGAAGUUGAUUUAGUUGCAACCCAGGUUCGGUUAAAACGAGAGCAUUUGAAUAUUGCAAAAUUUGAGCCUGAGUAUGGACUAGAUCCAAUGCUAGAUUUGGUUUUGGUUGGAUCUGAGUGGCAAUUUAGAAUUCAAGGUAGAGCUAGCAAUUGGCAGGACAAACUUGUAGUGACCUCAACUCGUUCUGUGGAACAGGAUGCCCUUUCGCCUACUGAGGCUGCCAGAAGAUUUGAGAGUCAGUUGGCUGAAUCCAUUUUGGAAGGCAAUGGGCAACUUGCAUUUGAAAAACUUGCAACUGCAACUCUUGAAAAGUUGAUGCCACGAAUAGAAGGGAAGGGAGAGAUUGGCCACGCAAGGUGGAGAGUCGUGUAUGCACCUCAGAUUCCUAGUUUGGUUUCUGUUGAUCCUACGGCAGAUCCUCUCAAGUCUCUAGCUAGUAAUAUAUCGUUUGGUACAGAAGUUGAAGUCCAGCUUGGGAAACGACUUCAGGCCACAGUCGUGCGGCAAAUGAAGGAAUCCGAGAUGGCAAUGCAGUGGACCUUGAGCUAUCUUCUUACAAGUCGUUUGCGGGUGCUCUUACAAUCUGCUCCAUCCAAACGCAUUCUUUUUGAAUAUUCUGCUACAUCCCAGGAUUGAGUUACAUCCAAACAUUUGCAACUUCAUUUUCCCCCCACCCAGAUUAAAUUGUAUCAUUGUCCCUUUGAGCAAUCUGGUAAAUGCAGCUCAAGUAUAUUCCACUUCAGAUUUACCAAGGGGAAAGGGAUCCUUGAAUGUGUGAAAAUAGUGUAGAUGCGUAUCAUUUUUUGCUCAGAUUGAGCUUGUUAAUAUGUAGAUGCUUCAAUCAUGAAUAGUUGUUCACUAUUAGAAAUUGGGAGGCCUAUACUCAACCACAAAAGCUAGCUCAAGAGUUGAGGUUUGCACAACCCUUAUAAACACUUGAUUGGCCUUAUCUCUAGCCAAUGUGGGACUUCUAACAUUCACCAUUUUUGUUUUGUACAGAAAUUCAAUUUUAAUGAAAGAAAAUUAUAGCAUGUUUAGGUA
Molecule: messenger RNA, 7181 nt
Organism: Lotus japonicus
Lineage: Eukaryota; Viridiplantae; Streptophyta; Magnoliopsida; Fabales; Fabaceae
Product: protein TIC236, chloroplastic-like
Exons: 23
Coding region: 231-6776 (2181 amino acids)
Biological process (GO): protein secretion
Cellular component (GO): plasma membrane
Source: RefSeq, a predicted model, not a curated record